GCAGUGAGUUAAUUGUUAGCUAUCAAUCAAUAUAAUUAGUAUUCAAUUUUGCCUUUUCUCUGUCAUUAAUCAUGAGUGUAACUAAAUUUACCUGUGUUUUAUUGGCUUUCGUUGUUGGUGUUUCAUUUGGUGAUCCCCAUCGACCAGGUAAAUACUUGGAUCAUGACCGAACUGUGGUCAAUUGUGCUAAAUACAAGCGAGAGGCCAAUCAACAUUCGUGCGUCCUUUCAGCUUUCAAUACGGAAGGACCUUAUUUCUUACCUGAUGAUUUAGAGAGAUCUGAUAUUGUGGAUGAUCAAAUUGGUGUUCCAUUAGAUUUGAAAAUUAAUCUGGUCAAUUCCAAUGAUUGUACUCCCCUUGAAAACAUGUAUGUUCAUAUUUGGCAUACAAAUGCUAAGGGCAGUUACUCAGGUGUAGAAAAUGCUGGUCAAGAUGGUACAGGUUUCCCUGAUUUGCCUGAUUUCCCUGGUUUCGGUGGACCCGGCGGCCCAUUUGGUCCUAAUGGUCCACAAGGACCACCACCAGGUAUGGAAGAUGCUGGCCCUGGAAACAGUGGUAUGGGUAAUUUUGGUCGACCCACUCCAACAACCAACGAAAGAUUCUGUCGUGGUUACCAGGUCACCGAUUCCAAUGGUCAAGUUAACUUCAAGACCAUUAUUCCUGGUUGGUACUUUGGACGAUGUCUUCAUAUUCAUGUUGAAGUUUUCGCUAAAAAUACAACCGAAAUCAAUGAAAUCUCCUAUGUUGGUCAAAUCUUUUUCGAUCAACAAUUACCCUAUCAACUUAAAUUAAUCGAACCUUAUUCACAGAAUAAUCAACAACUUUUGCUCAAUGAUAAUGAUCAUAUUUACCUUAAUCAUGGCAACGAAACUUUGAUUGAACUCGAUUCCAAGGGUUCCGGAUUCUCAAGUUCAAUUACUUUGGGCUUAAAUCCUGAAGCUAAAUAAAACUGAACAAAAUGAUUUCGAGAAAAUCAUUUACAUAAAUCUAACUAAUUGUAAACAAUAAACUUUAAUUUCUUUCAACACUUAA
Messenger RNA from Panonychus citri (citrus red mite), 1032 nucleotides. RefSeq lists its product as uncharacterized. The record is from RefSeq and is a predicted model, not a curated record. NCBI's taxonomy places the organism in Eukaryota, Metazoa, Arthropoda, Arachnida, Trombidiformes, Tetranychidae. Gene Ontology annotation, molecular function: iron ion binding; oxidoreductase activity, acting on single donors with incorporation of molecular oxygen, incorporation of two atoms of oxygen. The coding region runs from base 72 to 947 and encodes 291 amino acids. The transcript has a single exon.